Molecule: messenger RNA, 804 nt
Organism: Penicillium robsamsonii
Lineage: Eukaryota; Fungi; Ascomycota; Eurotiomycetes; Eurotiales; Aspergillaceae
Product: alpha/beta hydrolase
Exons: 1
Coding region: 1-804 (267 amino acids)
Source: RefSeq, a predicted model, not a curated record
AUGGCUACUCCACCGACGUUAGUCUUUAUACCUGGCUCCUGGCACAAACCUACAUGCUACGACGAGGUUACCAAGCUCCUUCAAGGUCAUAAGUUGAAAUGCAUCUCGAUAACUUUGCCUUCGACGACGGGAAAUCCAGCUGCGACCUUCAAAGAUGACCUCGAUGCUGUACGUGAAGCUAUUUUGACCGAGACAAUCAACGGACGGAAUGUCGUAGUUAUUGCGCACUCCUACGGCGGCAUGGUUGGAAACAGUGCCAUCAAGGGUCUCACGCAGCCACGAGACUUCACCGAAAGCCAAAAUCAAGCCCCAACAACGGGUUACGUUAUUGGCCUAAUUCUCAUAGCCUCUGGGUUUACACUGAGUGGACUUGCCUUCAUGGACCCUUUUUUCGGCCACCCCCCUCCUUCCUGGCGGGUCAAUAACGUGACCGGAUAUGCCGAACUUGUCGCUCCUCCACGUGAGCUCUUCUAUCACGACUUGCCAGCAGACGAGGCGGAAUUCUGGGUUUCGCAACUCACUACCCAAAGCCUCAAAUCAUUGUUUGAGGGUGGGGAACACACAUACGCCGGUUGGAAAGAUGUGCCUGUUUGGUAUAUUGGCACCGUCGAGGAUCGGGGUUUGCCGGUGAUUGUACAGCGCAUACAAGUGGGUAUGGCAAGGGAGAUGGGCUGUAGCGUGGAGCAUAGGGAGCUUCACACGAGCCAUUCGCCCUUCCUGAGUCAACCAGAAAUGACAGUCGGGAUUAUACUGGAGGCUGUUGAAACGUUUGCGGGGAAGCUAGGGGGGGGAUGGGUCUACUAG